Molecule: messenger RNA, 608 nt
Organism: Arachis ipaensis
Lineage: Eukaryota; Viridiplantae; Streptophyta; Magnoliopsida; Fabales; Fabaceae
Source: RefSeq, a predicted model, not a curated record
AUGGUUGAUGAGCAGUUAGAGCAUAUUGUUCUUGUACAUUAUCGUGAUAUUAAAGAGGGUUACAAGUCUGGCAUCUCACAUUCCCCUGCAGCUCCAAUAUCCUUGGUUGGUAGCUCUCGAACAAGUUCAGCACCUUCCUCUGUCAAAAUAGAGUCACCUAUAUCUGUAUUUCAAACAUCUGUUUCAUCAAUUGUAAAUGAAGUUGAGCAGGCUGGACGACCUUCAGUGUGUGAUGAUCAGCACUCAGAGAAUGGUCCUCAAGUCUUGUCUCAUGCUCGGCCUAUUGACACUUCAAUCCUCACAAUGCACGGCUGCUUGGACAUGACGCCACUGGUUUUGCUGAGUUGAUGAGGGACCCUCUUAUUUCAUGGUCAUCUUUUCUCCCAAGCUUUUAUCCUGGCUCUGGCUUAUCAUCAUGUGCAACAAUAGAGAACACUAGUAGAACCACAGUUGAUAUGAAUGAUGGAGAACUUCAUAUAGAAGCAGAUCCCAUAAAUAAGCAUCUUCAAAAUUUCAGAGAUAGGCUCAUGACUGAUGUGUGCAUACAGCAAGUUUUAGGAAUUUUACAUGCUGUAAGUCAGGUUUAGGAAUAAAUUGCAAGCUUUGAU